AUGAGAGCUGCUUCUUACAGCCAGAAGAGCCUGCAGGUCAAAGGCUCCAGCAGCAAAGUAAGGGUCCAGAGCCCGUCACCUUCCCGGUGCCGUGGAUCCUCCUAUGACAGCCGCGGACGCGCCGGUAAUCGCAGCACUGCCGUUGAGUUGGGCACAGAGAUACACCAGCAACAUGCCAACGAGAAAGAGGAAAUGCAGGAACUCAAUGUCAAGUUUGCGGGAUACAUCGGGAAGGUCCAGGCGCUCGAGCAGAGAAAUGGUGCUCUUCAAGCCGAGUUAGCCGCACUGCAGAGCCGCUACAAGGGAGGCCACACAGGCAUCGGAGAGGAAUACGAGCUCAAGUUUAAAGAGGUGCGUGAUCUGAUCGAGGCCCUGACUAAUGAGAAGGGAGCGGCUGAUAUUGAACGAGGCUACAUUGAGGAAGAGGUUGAAGUAUGGAGACUAAAGCUGGAGGAAGAGCUAGCACUCAAGGAAGAGGCAGAGAUGAUCCUGAGGGAGUUCCGCCAGGAUGUUGACGGCGCCACACUACAGAAGGCUGAGCUGGAGAAGCGCAUAGAGCAAUUGGUGGCCGAGAUAGAGUUCCUCAAGAAGCUGCACGAUGAAGAGGUGGCUGACCUCAUGAAGCAGAUCGAGGACUCAAAGAUUACCGCAGAUCUGGAUGGCGACCGGCCCGACCUGGCUGCUUAUCUGCGCAACAUGCGUGCAGAGAUAGAAUCAGUCGCUGCCCGAAACGUCCAGGAAGCUGAGAAGUGGUACAAGGGCAAGUUUAACACCCUCAAGGAGCACGCUGGCAAACACGAGGAACACACGAAGACCAUGAAAGACGAGAUAACGACCUUCCACAACCAAGUGACAGAGCUGCAGAACCAGAUUGAUGGGCUGAAGGCUCGUAACUCAGCCAUGGAGCAGCAGCUGGAGGAUAUGGAGAUGUCCCACAUGGAUAAGGCGGAGACCCUCGAGGGUGUCAUUGCUCAGUUGGAGACCCAGCUCUGCGAAACCAAACUCGAGAUGACCAAGUAUCUCCAUGACUACCAGGAACUGCUGCACAUUAAGCUCAAGCUGGAUGUGGAGAUCGCCACCUACAGGAAGCUGCUGGAAGGAGAGGAAACCAGGCUUGGAAUUGCCAAAGAUGUCUAAAUAUUCGUGACGAGAGGAUCCGCAAGUCAAAAGCAGCAACAGCGAAGACCAGCAGAGCAUUG
This is a messenger RNA of Trematomus bernacchii (emerald rockcod), 1199 nucleotides long. Its product is annotated as vimentin-like. Gene Ontology annotation, molecular function: structural constituent of cytoskeleton. Gene Ontology annotation, biological process: intermediate filament organization. Gene Ontology annotation, cellular component: intermediate filament; cytoplasm; plasma membrane. The coding region runs from base 1 to 1137 and encodes 378 amino acids. The record is from RefSeq and is a predicted model, not a curated record. The transcript has a single exon. NCBI's taxonomy places the organism in Eukaryota, Metazoa, Chordata, Actinopteri, Perciformes, Nototheniidae.